Hippocampus comes (tiger tail seahorse) is the source of this 2061-nucleotide messenger RNA. RefSeq names its product FGGY carbohydrate kinase domain containing (gene fggy). Gene Ontology annotation, biological process: carbohydrate phosphorylation; pentose metabolic process. Gene Ontology annotation, molecular function: D-ribulokinase activity. The transcript has 16 exons. The coding region runs from base 158 to 1798 and encodes 546 amino acids. Gene Ontology annotation, cellular component: cytoplasm. Lineage: Eukaryota; Metazoa; Chordata; Actinopteri; Syngnathiformes; Syngnathidae. The record is from RefSeq and is a predicted model, not a curated record.
CUGAAACGCAAGAAUUGCUUUUUGGUCUCUUUCUCGUUCCGUUGUUCAAGUGAGUCCCUCGCUCAAAGUGCAGUACUUUUUUUUUUUCUGGGCAGAAAAGGUGUUCAAAAAAGUCUUAGGUUUCAAACUUUUCGGCCACUGGGCGCUGUCCUCCCUCAUGGCUGAAGUCUUCUAUGUCGGAGUCGACGUGGGCACUGCCAGUGUGAGGGCUGCUUUAGUGACCAAGGAAGGUCAUUUGAAAACCGCUGCCCAGGAGCCCGUCAGCAUCUGGGAACCUCACAGUGACCAUUAUGUGCAGUCUUCCUCUGAGAUCUGGGACAAAUGCUGCGCUGUUGUCAGGGAAGUGACACGAGGAGUGAACAAAAAGCAGGUGAGAGGGAUCGGUUUUGAUGCUACCUGUUCCCUUGUAGUGUUGGACCAAAGCUUUCAGCCCAUAGCAGUCAAUCGGGACGGAAACAAUCGGAGAAAUGUGGUGAUGUGGAUGGACCAUCGUGCUGCUGAGCAGGCUGCUCGUAUCACAAGCACCGGCCACAGCGUGCUGAGUCGCGUUGGAGGGGUUAUGUCACCAGAGAUGCAACCACCUAAGCUACUCUGGCUCAAAGAGAACCUAAAGGAAAGCUGCUGGAACAAAGCUUCCCACUUUUUUGACCUUCCAGACUUUCUUUCAUGGAAGGCCACCGGCUCAUUGACCAGAUCCCUUUGCACUCUGGUAUGUAAAUGGACGUAUUGCCCCCCAAAGGGAUGGGAUGCCAGUUUUUGGACUUCAAUAGGCCUGGAGGAUCUCACUGAAAACAACUUUUCCAAAAUAGGCAACGUGACGUGUUCACCUGGGAGUCCUCUUGGGGACGGCCUGACUCUCGAGGCAGCAGCUGAUUUGGGUUUGGAUCCAGGAACGGCGGUGGGGGCUUCGCUCAUCGAUGCUCACGCCGGAGGCCUCGGUGUGAUCGGAGCAGACGUGAAAGGCUUCCAGCUGCCAUGUGAGGGCCAGCCAAUCACAACACGGAUGGCCAUGAUCUGUGGGACGUCGUCUUGUCACAUGGCAAUCAGUGAGCAGCCGCUGUUUGUGCCGGGGGUGUGGGGUCCCUGCCUGUCCGCCAUGGUCCCCGACGUGUGGCUUAACGAGGGAGGACAGAGUGUCACGGGACGUCUGAUCGACCACAUGGUGAAGGGUCAUGCCGCUUACGCGCAGCUCCAGGAAAAGGCGCUGCAGAGCGCGGGCGACGAUUUCUACAGCUACCUGAACAGCCACCUACAUCGAAUGUCUUCUUCGUGUUCGGCUGUUGACUUGCUGGGCUCAAGUCUUCAUGUGUGGCCAGAUUUUCACGGGAACAGGUCGCCGCUGGCUGACCCCGCCCUGAAGGGCAUGGUCGUGGGACUGUCUCUUUCUCAAACUCUGGACGACUUAGCUUUGCUCUACUUGGCCACCAUACAAGCCCUGGCGCUCGGUACACGACAUAUAUUGGAGGCCAUGAAAGAAGCCGGCCAUGACAUCAAAACCAUCUUCUUAUGCGGAGGAUUGAGCAAGAACAGCCUGUUUGUGCAGACUCAUGCCAAUGCAACAGGGUUGCCGGUGGUGUUGCCUGAACAGACCGAGGCUGUCUUGGUGGGAGCGGCGGUUCUUGGGGCGUGUGCAUCGCACGAUCAUGGCACUAUACAGGAGGCGAUGGCGAAAAUGGCGAAAGUGGGAAAAGUAGUUGAGCCCGACCACAGUCUUCAAAGAUUUUACCAAAGAAAGUAUCAAGUGUUCCGGUCCCUUGUUGCCCACCAGAGGGAGUACCAAGCCCUCAUGAACACUUGAGGGACUGAGUGUUCUUCACUGAAAACUGUGAGCAGAUGCGCUUGCUUCCAGGGAUUUGGGACCCCCUUGAAAAAAAAAUCACUUAUGACCACUUCCACAGCAAGUCUGCAAAUUGAAAAGAGUCUUUUGUGGGGGGGUCCCUGUCAGUCAUCGUCACCCCCGCCCUGUUACAUGACUAGCAGUGAUGUAAUACAUUGGAAACAAUGGCAUGUCUCCUCUGCUUUUCAGCCUAUUAUGAUUUCCUAAUAAAGGUGAGUUCAUCA